Diceros bicornis minor is the source of this 4998-nucleotide messenger RNA. It is a transcript of the gene COL22A1, whose product is annotated as collagen type XXII alpha 1 chain. The transcript is spliced from 63 exons. Bases 4 to 4821 code for a protein of 1605 amino acids. NCBI's taxonomy places the organism in Eukaryota, Metazoa, Chordata, Mammalia, Perissodactyla, Rhinocerotidae. The record is from RefSeq and is a predicted model, not a curated record.
GCCAUGGCCAGCCUGCGAGGGAGCACCGUAAUGGUCUGCCUUCUCUGGAUGCUGCUGCUAUGGAGUGGGGACGGUGGCUGUCAGGCCCAGAGGGCAGGUUGCAAAACCGUUCACUAUGAUCUGGUCUUCCUCUUGGACACCUCCUCCAGCGUGGGCAAGGAGGACUUUGAGAAGGUCCGGCAGUGGGUGGCCAACCUGGUGGACACCUUUGAGGUGGGCGCCGACCGCACACGCGUGGGGGUCGUGCGCUACAGCGACCGGCCCACCACCGCCUUCGAGCUGGGCCUCUUCGGGUCGCGGGAGGCGGUCAAGGCAGCGGCGCGGCACCUGGCCUACCAUGGCGGCAACACCAACACGGGUGACGCGCUGCGGUACAUCACCCGCCACAGCUUCUCGCCGCAGGCUGGCGGCCGCCCCGGGGACCGCGCCUUCAAGCAGGUGGCCAUCCUCCUGACGGACGGCCGCAGCCAGGACCUGGUGCUGGACGCUGCGGCCGCCGCCCACCGGGCCGGCAUCCGCAUCUUCGCCGUGGGUGUCGGAGAGGCGCUGAAGGAGGAGCUGGAGGAGAUGGCCUCGGAGCCCAAGUCCGCCCACAUCUUCCACGUGUCCGACUUUAACGCCAUCGACAAGAUCCGGGGCAAGCUGAGACGCCGCCUGUGUGAGAACGUGCUCUGCCCCAGCGUCCGUGUGGAAGGAGAUCGCUUCAAGCACAUCAAUGGCGGAACCAAGGAGAUCACAGGUUUUGACCUGAUGGACUUGUUCAGUGUGAAGGAGAUCUUGGCGAAGAGAGAGAACGGAGUGCAGAGUUCCUAUGUCCGGAUGGGAUCCUUUCCUGUGGUGCAGAGGACCGAGGAUGUGUUCCCGCAAGGUUUGCCUGAUGAGUACGCCUUUGUCACAACCUUCCGGUUCAGGAAGACGUCUCGGAAAGAAGACUGGUACAUCUGGCAGGUCAUCGACCAGUACGGCAUCCCGCAGGUAUCCAUCCGGCUGGACGGCAAGAACAAGACGGUCGAGUACAACGCUGUGGGUGCCAUGAAGGAUGCCGUCAGGGUGGUUUUCCGCGGUCCCCGGGUCAACGACCUCUUUGACCGGGACUGGCACAAGAUCGCCCUGAGCAUCCAGGCCCAGAAUGUCUCCCUCUACGUCGACUGUGCACUGGUGCAGACGCUGCCCAUCGAGGAGAGGGAGAACAUCGACAUCCAGGGGAAGACCGUAAUCGGCAAACGACUCUAUGACAGCGUGCCCAUCGACUUCGACCUACAGCGGAUUGUGAUUUACUGUGACUCCCGACACUCAGAAUUGGAGACCUGUUGUGACAUCCCCUCAGGCCCGUGCCAGGUGACAGUGCUGACAGAGCCUUCACCCCCGCCCCAGCAGCCUCCCACCGCCGGCAGUGAACAGAUUGGGUUGUUGAAGACCAUCAACUGCUCCUGCCCAGCUGGAGAAAAGGGUGAAAAGGGCUUCGAUGGCCCCAUGGGACUCCCCGGCCCAAAGGGAGACAUGGGAGCCACUGGUCUGGUUGGAGCUCCUGGACCCAAAGGAGAGAAAGGCGACAUGGGCAGAGGGACUUUUGUCCAAGGAGAAAAGGGUGAAAAGGGUUCCCUGGGCCCGCCUGGUCCCCCUGGGAGAGACGGAAGCAAAGGCAUGCGGGGGGAGCCAGGAGAACCAGGAGAGCCAGGGCUGCCCGGAGAGGUGGGCAUGAGGGGAUCCCAAGGACCAGCUGGACUUCCUGGACCUCCCGGACACGUUGGAGCUCCUGGUCUCCAAGGAGAACGAGGUGAAAAGGGAGCCCUAGGAGAAAAGGGGGAUCGAGGCCUGGAUGGAUUCCCUGGGAAGCCUGGAGAGACAGGAGAGCAGGGAAGACCUGGCCCUCCAGGUGCGGCGGGGCCCCAGGGAGAGAAGGGUGACAUGGGGCCUGCAGGACCUCCUGGUGCACCAGGCUCUGUGGUGCAGAGAGAAGGCCUGAAAGGCGAGCAGGGAGCGCCGGGACCACGAGGUCACCAGGGCCCACCUGGGCCUCCAGGAGCUCCGGGUCUGACAGGUCUAGAAGGCAAGGACGGACCUCCUGGUUUGCAAGGUGUCCAAGGGAAGAAAGGUGAAGUGGGCCCACCUGGAAUCCCUGGAUUGCAGGGGCUGCAGGGCGCUCCAGGACCACCUGGCAUUCCAGGCCCCCCUGGACCCGGAGGCCCCCCGGGUUUACCUGGAGAGAUCGGCUUCCCGGGAAAACCUGGGCUCCCCGGGCAGGUGGGGCCUCCUGGAAAGGAUGGGUUGAACGGACCCCCAGGCCUGCCGGGACCCAAGGGAGAGCCAGGAGAAAGAGGGGAAGAUGGUCUGCCAGGGAAACCUGGCCUUCGGGGUGAAGUUGGGGAGCAGGGCCUGGCAGGCCGGCCUGGGGAGAAGGGGGAGGCAGGGCUCCCGGGUGCUCCAGGAUUCCCCGGCGUGAGGGGAGAGAGAGGAGAACAGGGAGAGAAAGGUGAACUGGGCCUCCCAGGACUGAAAGGUGACCAAGGUGAAAAGGGUGAAGCUGGUCCAGCAGGCCCCCCUGGAUUACCUGGAACUACGUCCCUGAUCACACCGCACCCGAGGAUGCCAGGAGAACAAGGGCCAAAGGGAGAGAAGGGCGACCCUGGCGUGCCUGGGGAACCGGGAUCACAAGGCCGUCCUGGAGAAUUAGGGCCUCAGGGACCCACUGGACCGCCGGGUGCCAAGGGACAAGAAGGGGCACAUGGGGCGCCCGGAGCAGCUGGGAACCCUGGCACUCCUGGACCUGUAGGGUCCCCUGGUCCCAGUGGCCCCCCAGGAAGUAUGGGCCCCCCCGGCAUCAGAGGCCCCCCUGGGAAAGACGGGGAGCGUGGAGAGAAGGGAGCAGCAGGUGAAGAGGGGAGCCCAGGGCCAGCUGGCCCCAGGGGUGAUCCUGGUGCUCCCGGGCUCCCUGGGCCACCUGGAAAGGGGAAUGAUGGAGAGCCGGGACUUCGUGGACUACCUGGAUUACCUGGACCUCCAGGAACCAAGGGGGACCAAGGUGCCCCUGGGAUACCUGGCUCUCCCGGCAACCGUGGCGACCCGGGCAUUGGAAUUACUGGCCCUCCUGGCCCUUCUGGACCACCAGGAGACAAAGGGCCUCCGGGAUCUCGAGGCUUACCUGGAUUCCCCGGGCCCCAGGGCCCAGCAGGCCAGAAUGGUCUACCAGGAAAUCCAGGAGAAAGAGGGCCUCCUGGUAAACCAGGCCUCUCUCCACUGCUGUCUCCAGAGGACAUAAAUCUCUUGGUUAAGGAUGUGUGCAAUGACUGUCCUGCGGGCCCCCCAGGCCUCCCUGGUCUGCCAGGUUUUAAAGGGGACAAAGGUCUCCCAGGAAAGCCAGGGAGAGAAGGCACAGAAGGGAAAAAGGGAGAUGCUGGGCCCAGAGGCCUCCCAGGGCCCCCUGGAAUAGCUGGACCACAGGGAAGUAAAGGAGAGCGUGGUGCAGACGGUGAGGUUGGACAGAAAGGUGAUCAGGGUCAUCCUGGAGUUCCAGGUUUCAUGGGGCCCCCAGGGAACCCUGGGGCACCGGGAGCAGGUGGAAUUGCAGGAGCUGCUGGACCACCAGGAAUCCAAGGACCACCGGGGAAAGAAGGUCCUCCUGGCCCCCAAGGCCCAUCUGGAUUACCUGGAAUUCCAGGAGAAGAAGGCAAAGAGGGCAGAGAUGGGAAACCGGGUCCCCCUGGAGAGCCGGGCAAAACAGGAGAGCCGGGUCUGCCAGGACCAGAGGGAGCCCGCGGUCCCCCCGGCUUCAAGGGACACACAGGUGAUUCUGGUGCACCUGGCCCCCGGGGAGAGCCUGGUGCCAUGGGGCCUCCUGGUCGGGAAGGGUCACCAGGAAAAGACGGUGACAUUGGACCCACAGGGCCACAGGGUCCCCAAGGACUGAGGGGCCUACCGGGUAAGAAUGGAUCACCUGGAUUUCCAGGGGACCCUGGCACUCCAGGAAGCCCAGGCCAAAAGGGAAACAAAGGAGAAAAUGGCAGCCCAGGACUCCCUGGCUUCCUGGGUCCCCGUGGUCCUUCGGGAGAGCCAGGAGAGAAAGGAGUCCCAGGCAAGGAGGGUGUCCCUGGGAAGCCUGGAGAACCAGGACCCAAAGGAGAAAGGGGAGAUCCCGGGGUCAAAGGUGACAAAGGAGCUCCCGGCGGGAAGGGCCAGCCUGGGGACCCUGGAAUCCCAGGCCACAAAGGCCACACAGGCCUGAUGGGCCCCCAAGGACCACCUGGAGAGAAUGGACCGGCUGGGCCCCCGGGGCCUCCAGGCCAGCCAGGAUUUCCGGGACUGAGGGGGGAAUCUCCAUCCCUGGACACCCUCCGACGGCUCAUCCAAGAAGAACUCAGCAAACAGCUGGAAACCAAACUUGCCUACCUCCUGGCCCAGAUGCCCCCAACGCGUGUGAAGUCAUCUCAAGGCAGACCUGGGCCCCCAGGGCCCCCUGGAAAAGAUGGGCUUCCAGGCCGGACAGGCCUGAUGGGGGAGCCAGGACGGCCCGGGCAGGUGGGUCUGGAAGGACCCUCUGGACCAAUAGGUCCCAAAGGGGAGCGAGGAGCCAAAGGUGACCCUGGUGCACCUGGUGUUGGCCUCCGAGGCGAGAUGGGACCCCCUGGAAUCCCAGGUCAACCUGGAGAACCUGGCUACGCUAAAGAUGGGCUCCCUGGGGGUCCCGGCCCUCAGGGGGAGACAGGACCAGCUGGACGUCCUGGACCCCCAGGCCCUCCUGGCCCCCCUGGCCAGUGUGACCCUUCCCAGUGUGCCUACUUUGCCAGCCUCGCUGCCAGAUCCGGUAAUGUGAAGGGCCCCUAGAAGAUUCGGGAACGCCAGGAGAUGGCGGUGGACUUCUGAAACUUGAACUCAGAGCCUGACGGAAAGCCAGAGGUCUUGAAACAUUUCAGCCAUGUGUUUUUUCUUUCUUUUAUCAUUUGUUUUUGUUUUAUUUUCCUGCGAGACCUCAAAAUUAUUAAAACCAACAGAUGCUGCCGG